This is a messenger RNA of Nothobranchius furzeri (turquoise killifish), 3293 nucleotides long. It is a transcript of the gene mpl, whose product is annotated as MPL proto-oncogene, thrombopoietin receptor. Gene Ontology annotation, cellular component: external side of plasma membrane. Gene Ontology annotation, biological process: cytokine-mediated signaling pathway. Gene Ontology annotation, molecular function: cytokine receptor activity; protein binding. The record is from RefSeq and is a predicted model, not a curated record. Lineage: Eukaryota; Metazoa; Chordata; Actinopteri; Cyprinodontiformes; Nothobranchiidae.
UGUGUGAGGUGGUAAACAUGCAGGUGGGUUAGAAAACACAGGACAACAAUUCACCAUGAACGCACUCCGCAUGUGGAGGAUAUUUCUGAUUAGGUUCUGGAUUCCAGCUGAUUGCCAAAUCAACACCAGUACUGGAACCGACCAUCUUUCAGAGGAAGUUAUCCAGGUCCUGAAGGAUGAGGAGAAUCCAAAAUGCUUCACACGCAGGGGAGAGGAUUUCACCUGCUUCUUUGAGACCAAAGAGAACAAGAAUUUUCACUUCUUCUACCAAUGUGCAGAGCUACAAAGAAAGAAGUGUGAGGUGUCUGUUCAUGAAACAGACAACGGGACUUUUCUGCAUGUCUGCUCCUUUCCCAAGACAGAUGUUUUUAUGUUUACUGAGACAGAAAUGCAAGUGAUGGAUCCCACUAACAACUCUGUACUCUACAGUCGAACCGUUCAUGUGGAGGAUCAUUAUCUUCUAAAACCUCCCUUCAAAAUAUCUGUAAAGCCAAAUGGUCAGGUUGGAGAACUGAAGGUUUCCUGGGAUACAGAAGGUGGAGAAGAUCUGGAAAAAGAGUACAGAAUUCGAUACUCAUCCGGGGAAUCUGGAGAAAAGACAAAACACGUUAAGGACAAAGAUGUCAGCCUCCACCUGGUACCAGGUGAGGAGAUAAAGGUCCAGGUUUCUGUGAAAGCAUCUUUUUCACCAGAAGAGGGUCACUGGAGCAGCUGGUCCAAACCUGUUGGAGCUUCAGUUCCCCAAAGUGCAGAUGAUAUCUCACUGGUAUGUUCGACCUCUGACCUGCACAACGUUACCUGUCACUGGAACGAGACCAGAUACGAAACAGAGAUUAAAUACAAACUUUUCUACAAAACAACUUCCAGAAAUGUGCUGAACUGGACCGAAUGGAGCAGCUGUCUGCCCGGAGAAGCGUCUGAUGUGUGUCACUUUAGUGGAGACGAGUUCAGCAAAAUAAAAGUCAAGCUCAGCAGCACUUCAGAGAAGGUCAACAGAACUUUCUUCAGUCAAGAGUUUAUGCUCCGAAACUCCAUUAAAACCGCAGCACCAGGCCAUCUGAGAGGAGUGCCGGGUAAAGGCAACCUGUGUCUGGACUGGAAAGCCCCUCUUCCAUCUCUGAAAAACCAUCUGCAGUAUGAAGUGAAAAUUAAGAUCAAAGGAGGGGAACAGUGGAGUCAGACAAUAAAAGGCCCAGAGACCAACAUGUGUGUGAAGGCUCCACCAGAGUCCCAGUUCAGUGUUCAAAUCAGAGUUGAACCAACUGGGACCGUUUACUCGGGGUACUGGAGUGACUGGUCCAGUGUGCUCAAUGGUGACAUCCUACCCGACACUGACAUGCUGCUCAUGUCGUGUGUCCUUGUUCUCGUGAUGAUCACAGCCUUCAUCUUCAUCUCUCUGUUUUUCCUUUAUUGCAGUAAGCUAAAGCAGUUUUUUUGGCCUCCAGUUCCAAACCUGGAAAAGGUUCUACAAGAACUUCUGGUUGACAUCAACCAACAGAAAUGGAGCUCUCCGGUCACAACAAAGCAUUAUUUUGAAGACACCACUUCAUCAGUUGUGGAGAUCAUGUCUGAAGGUGAGCUUCCAAGACUGCACAAGCCCUCAGAGGAAUCCUCUGAUCUCCUGCCGUCCUAUGGAAGUUUCUCCUCAGGAGGACCUGAAGAUGGAAGUCUUGGGUCUGAAGUCCCCCCAGAUUACGUGACUCUGAACAAAGAGCUCACCUUCCUCUGCCUUGCAGGAAACAGCUAUUUGUAUGAGCAAGUCAAAGUGAAGGAAGGUUGCCAGGUAGGAGACGAGCUCCUCCACACUAGUUUCUGUUCCUGCUCUGAUUGCUCCACUUGUGCUAAAACUUUCUUAGGCAACACCUACUUUAACCAGUCCUACCUGUCUGGGAGUAAGUGUGCAGACAUAAAUGGUGAGAUUAGAGCAGAAACUGGUCCAGAAAACCCUUACACCAAUCUUUCAAUCAGCUGAAUUUACAGCGGAAUCCGUGAACCUCAUCUCUGGGGGUGCAGAUUUAAAGUUAGUCUGUCAGAUUUCAACUCAGUCACGGCGUGUUUCUCAGUGCCAAGGAACCUCGCCUUGAUGUCUUGGGCCCGCCCCGGUUGCCUAGGAGAUAUGUCAUCAGGAGCCGCCAAGGCGUGAUCCAAUGUUCAUGCUCUACCGAGGCGUGUGUUCUCCGUUUGUUAGCCGUUUAGCUAGCUGAGCAAGGAUACACGGGAGGAGUCGUCUAGCUUGGUCAAAAAUUACCCAGAAUACAACGCGGUAUUUUCAAAAAGACGGCAGAUCAGAAGCCGGCAGCUACUUCAGGGACAAUUUUCAAGUUUAAAAGUAAGUCAGCUAAUUUAAAAUGUUUUUUAGAUCCAAAUAAGUUAUCUAUUGUUGGUUAGUUGCUUAGUAGUUGCAGCUUCAGUGGCUAGCGGGUAGUAACUCACUUAUAUUUUUUAUUUAAUAAACAUAUGCACAAUUAAAAAAGUAAAAGGCUCAUUAUAUAUUUAUAUUGAAACUAAUACAUAUGUAAUAUAGCGUUAUCUCCCGUGUCACGUGACAUUACGUGGCCGCCGUGGAAGCCGCGGUCACGUGAUGCAAGUCUGUUCCAUUUAACCGUUUUCUUUGGCCUAGGAAGGACGGUGUCCUCGUAAGCAAGGCGCCUGGCCUCGCAAGACAUCGCCUCGCAAGGCCAGGCGCCUUGUCAUUGAGAAACACCCACAGUGUUUUUGUUCCUGCUUUGUGCAGCAGAGGCUAUUUGUGAGCUUGCAUGCAUUAUUGUGUUCUUCUGGGUUGUUUUCCGUUUGAAUGGAACAUUUUUGUAUCUUUUUAUUUUGUUUCAGAUAUAAUAAUAAAUACAGCAGAUCUACAAUGUAAAAUAGAUGCUUCGUGAACAUUAUGUGUGUGUUAAUGACUGAUUGUGUUGUAAAGCGCCUUGAGGGGUUCCAGGACUCUAGUAGGCACUGUAUCAGAUACAGACCAUUUACCAUUAGAUUAAUAACAACGAGCAUGGAGCGGCAGUUUAUAUAGCACUGAAAUAAAAGGUCAUUUCAAAUAUCUGCAUUUUGUAUUUUAGUUUAGAAAAGGGAAUAAAAGAAAAAUGAUGGCUGGUGACUAAAAGUACAACCAACUGAUCCUUUUUAUGUUUAUAAUGGUUUCAGGAUUUGUAUAUAAAUAAACAUCUGCUUGUAUUUUGAUCUCAUUUAGUAAAUGUCACAUUUAUCCACAAAUUAUGGGUUUGUUUUAUUUUUUACUCAAAUAAAAAAGCAACUUGUUUUGUUUUUAAAGCCAAAUUAAUUUGUUUUUA